Messenger RNA from Nerophis ophidion (straightnose pipefish), 1053 nucleotides. Its product is annotated as BCL-6 corepressor-like protein 1. Lineage: Eukaryota; Metazoa; Chordata; Actinopteri; Syngnathiformes; Syngnathidae. The transcript has a single exon. The record is from RefSeq and is a predicted model, not a curated record. The coding region runs from base 1 to 1053 and encodes 350 amino acids.
AUGCUGGCCCCCAUACCUGUAUCAGCACCCGGACUGGAUCGCUUACCAGUACCAGCACCAAAACUGGUCCUCGAACUAGUACCAGCACCCGCUCAGAGGCUGGUCCCCGAGUCAGCACCCGUUCCAAGGCUGGUCCCCAAGCCAGCACUCGCUCCAUGGCUGGUCCCCGAAGCAUCACCCGCUCCAAGGCUGGUCCCCAUACCAGUACCAGCCUCCAGACUGGUUCCCAUACCAGUACCAGAACCCGGGCUGGUUCCCAUACCAGUACCACCACCCAGACUGGUUACCAUACUAUUACCAGCAGCAAGACUGGUCCUCAAACUAGUACAAGCACCUGCCCUUAGGCUGGUCCCCAAGCCAUCACUCGCUGCAUGGCUGGUCCCCGAAGCAGCAUCCACUCCAUGGCAGGUCCCAGAAGCAGCACUCACUCCAAUGCUGGUCCCCAUACCUGUACCAGCACACGGACUGGUUCCCAUACCAGUACCAAGACUGGUCGUCGAACUAGUACCAGCACCCGCUCAGAGGCUGGUCCCCGAGCCAGCAUUCGCUCCAAGGCUGGUCCCCAAGCCAGCACUCACUACCUGGCUGGUCCCCAUAUCAGCACCCACUCCAAGGCUGAUCCCCGAAGCAGCACCCGCUCCAAGGCUGGUCCCCAUACCAGUACAAGCCUCCGGACUGGUUCCCAUACCAGUAGCAGAACCCGGGCUGGUUCCCAUACCAGUACCAGCACCCGGACUGGUUACCAUACCAGUACCAACACCCGGACUGGUUACCAUACCAGUACCAACACCCGGACUGGUUACCAUACCAUUACCAGCACCAAGACUGGUCCUCAAACUAGUACCAACACCCGCCCUUAGGCUGGUCCCCAAGCCAUCACUCACUACAUGGCUGGUCCCCAAUGCACCAUCCGGUCCAAGGCUGGUCCCAGAAGCAGCUCUCACUCCAAUGCUGGUCCCCAUACCUGUAUCAGCACCCGGACUGAUUCCCAUACCAGUACCAGCACCAAGACUUUUUCUCAUAUUAAAACUUCCAAAUGUACAAUUUUUCUAG